Messenger RNA from Arvicola amphibius (Eurasian water vole), 297 nucleotides. RefSeq names its product transcription elongation factor A like 7 (gene Tceal7). Bases 1 to 297 code for a protein of 98 amino acids. The transcript has a single exon. Lineage: Eukaryota; Metazoa; Chordata; Mammalia; Rodentia; Cricetidae. The record is from RefSeq and is a predicted model, not a curated record.
AUGCAAAAGUCCUGUAGUGAAAAAGAAGGAAAGCCCAAGUGCAGUGAGCCAAAGAUGGAGGAGGAACAUCCCUAUGGAGCAUUUGAAGGCCAGCGAAUGGAAGGGAAUUUCAGACAGCGGCUGCUUCAGUCUCUUGAAGAAUUUAAAGAAGAUAUAGACUAUAGGCAUUUUAAAGGUGAAGAAAUGACAGGAGAGGAAGACGAGAUGGAAAGAUGUAUGGAAGAAAUAAGAAGUCUGAGAAAAAAAUUUAGGGCUCUGCAUUCUAACCAUACCCAUUCUCGGGAACGCCCCUUUUAA